This is a messenger RNA of Gracilinanus agilis (Agile Gracile Mouse Opossum), 1221 nucleotides long. Its product is annotated as arylacetamide deacetylase-like 3. Bases 1 to 1221 code for a protein of 406 amino acids. The transcript is spliced from 4 exons. Gene Ontology annotation, molecular function: hydrolase activity. NCBI's taxonomy places the organism in Eukaryota, Metazoa, Chordata, Mammalia, Didelphimorphia, Didelphidae. The record is from RefSeq and is a predicted model, not a curated record.
AUGAUGAACUGGUUGCUGUUGCUUCUCCAGUUGGGGUGCCUCUUCAACCUGGGGAUUGGGUUAUUUGUGAUCUUUGUGCAUUUCUGUAGAACAGAUAUUCCUGCCGGCAUUAGUCACAAAACGAAAUUUCAUGUCCUACACCUUUCCUAUCUACUAGUGAUAACUUGGGGUAUGAUUUUUGAGAAGCUGGGAAUCUGCUCAAUGCCAAAAGUUGUACGCUUUUUACAAGAACUUGUUCCAGAAAAGAAUUAUCCUGAUGUUGUGGUAAUCAACCAGCACUAUGGAACACUACCUGUGAGGCUAUAUAUGCCAAAGGCACCAUUUACAAAGUCUCGUUGUGGAAUUAUCUUUUUCCAUGGAGGUGGUGGCAUAUUUGGGAACUUGAAGAUUUACAAUGGCUUGUGCAGCUACUUGUCCAAGGAAUGUGACUCAGUGGUUCUGACAGUUAGUUACCGCAAGCUUCCUGAGCACAAGUACUUUGCUCUAUUUGAUGACUGCAUGAAUGCUACCAUCCGUUUCCUGAAGAACCUAGAAAUCUAUGGUGUGGAUCCAUCCCGGGUCAUCAUCUGCGGAGAUAGUAUUGGAGGGACGGGUGCAACUAUUAUUUGCCAAAAUCUUAUAACUCAACCAGAUCUCCCCAAGAUUCGAGCUCAGGUUAUGAUCUAUCCUUUUAUCCAGGGUUGUAAUUUCCAGCUUCCCUCCCAUCAACAGAACAAAAAUGUCCCUAUGCUUACCAGGGACCUGGCUAUUUUCUGUUUUUUUCAACAUCUUGAUAUCCACCCCAUUUGGAAAACUGCUGUCCAGAAUGGUGCCCAUGUACCCCCUGAGAUAUGGGAAAACUUUGAGAAAAGAUUAAGUGUCCACAACCUACCUAAGAGGUUCAUAGAGAAUGGCUUCCAGCCCAUGCCACUCGAUCCUUUUAAUGAGAAUGCUUACAUGGAAACCAAACGAAUCUUAAGUACAACGAUUUCACCCCUACUUGCUGACAAUUACAUAAUUGCUCAGCUCCCCCAAACCUUGCUUGUGAGCUGUGAGUUUGAUAUCUUCCGAGAUGACGCAUUGUUGUACAAGAAGACGUUGGAGGACCACGGGGUGCCAGUGAGCUGGCACCAUAUGGAAGAUGGUUUUCAUGGGAUAUUAGUCACCUUUGACACAAUAUUAGCUUUUCCCUGUGCCUUAAAAAUUAUGAAUAUUAUAGUCAAUUUUGUAAAGGAUCUGUGA